Molecule: messenger RNA, 7556 nt
Organism: Rattus norvegicus (Norway rat)
Lineage: Eukaryota; Metazoa; Chordata; Mammalia; Rodentia; Muridae
Gene: Clasp1
Product: cytoplasmic linker associated protein 1
Exons: 43
Coding region: 376-5106 (1576 amino acids)
Biological process (GO): negative regulation of microtubule depolymerization
Cellular component (GO): spindle; Golgi apparatus; microtubule cytoskeleton
Molecular function (GO): tubulin binding; microtubule binding
Source: RefSeq, marked validated
AUCCCCGCACCAAGCGCUUAACCUCAUUGGGGUGGAGGAGAAGGCGGUGGCUGUCCGGUCCGCCGCCGCAAGAGUAGUGAAUAAUAGAAUUAAUGGACUGCUGAAUUAUGAAGUAUUUCAGACCCAGUUGUAGAUCAUCACUCCGCCACUCUCUCCUUUAUCGCCUACUAGUUAUUUAAAUUGGACUUUUAAUAUCCUACCAGCUGCUCUUCAGACACACAUGGUGCAUUGCUGCCAUUCCCGGGAUUGCAUCUUUGAAACACACGCUCUUAGUAGCCUUCAGCAAACAAAGAGGCCACCUCCCGGUACUGCUACCGGGAGGGAGUCAUCCUGACCGCCCUCUAGCCUUGGCCAGAUCUGGAUUUGAAUCCUACCAUGGAACCACGAAUGGAGUCCUGUCUGGCCCAGGUGCUGCAGAAGGAUGUGGGGAAGCGGCUGCAAGUUGGCCAGGAACUCAUAGACUAUUUCUCAGACAAACAGAAGUCUGCUGACCUUGAGCAUGACCAGACCAUGUUAGAUAAGCUUGUGGAUGGACUCGCUACCUCUUGGGUGAACUCUAGCAAUUACAAGGUGGUUCUCUUGGGCAUGGACAUCCUGUCGGCAUUGGUGACUAGGCUGCAGGACCGGUUCAAGGCGCAAAUCGGCACAGUGUUGCCAAGUCUAAUAGACAGACUGGGAGAUGCUAAGGACUCCGUGAGGGAGCAAGACCAAACUCUGCUGCUAAAGAUCAUGGAUCAAGCUGCUAAUCCCCAGUAUGUGUGGGACAGAAUGCUCGGAGGCUUCAAACACAAGAACUUCCGCACACGAGAGGGCAUCUGCCUCUGCCUUAUUGCAACACUCAAUGCCUCUGGGGCCCAGACUCUAACACUAAGCAAGAUCGUGCCACAUAUAUGUAACCUACUGGGAGAUCCCAACAGCCAGGUUCGAGAUGCAGCAAUAAACAGUCUGGUGGAGAUUUAUAGACAUGUAGGUGAACGUGUGAGGGCAGACCUCAGUAAGAAAGGACUGCCACAGUCCCGGUUGAAUGUCAUUUUUACAAAAUUUGAUGAAGUCCAAAAGUCUGGAAAUAUGAUACAGUCUGCAAAUGAUAAAAAUUUUGAUGAUGAAGAUUCUGUGGAUGGCAACAGGCCUUCUUCUGCCAGCUCCUCAUCGUCCAAGGCUCCAUCAAGUUCCCGGAGGAAUGUUAGCAUGGGGACCACCCGUAGGCUCAUGGCAUCCAGUCUUGGAUCGAAGUCUUCAGCUGCAAAAGAAGGUGCGGGUGCUGUGGAUGAAGAGGAUUUUAUUAAAGCCUUCGAUGAUGUACCUGUAGUGCAGAUUUACUCCAGCCGAGAUCUCGAGGAAUCCAUAAACAAAAUUAGAGAAAUUCUAUCAGAUGACAAACAUGAUUGGGAGCAGAGAGUAAAUGCUCUAAAAAAGAUUAGAUCGUUACUCUUGGCUGGGGCGGCUGAGUACGAUAACUUCUUUCAACACUUGCGUCUUCUGGACGGAGCCUUUAAACUCUCUGCUAAGGACCUGCGGUCUCAGGUAGUGCGGGAAGCUUGUAUCACCUUGGGGCACCUGUCAUCAGUUCUGGGAAAUAAGUUUGAUCAUGGAGCUGAAGCCAUUAUGCCAACUAUCUUUAAUUUAAUCCCAAACAGUGCCAAAAUUAUGGCUACUUCUGGUGUUGUAGCCGUUAGGUUAAUCAUUCGGCACACUCACAUCCCUCGGCUGAUCCCUGUCAUAACCAGCAACUGUACCUCUAAGUCUGUCGCAGUCAGAAGGCGCUGUUUUGAAUUUUUAGAUUUGCUUUUACAAGAAUGGCAGACACAUUCACUAGAAAGACACAUAUCAGUAUUAGCUGAGACAAUAAAGAAAGGAAUACACGACGCUGAUUCUGAAGCAAGGAUAGAAGCCAGGAAAUGCUACUGGGGUUUCCACAGUCACUUCAGCCGAGAAGCAGAGCACCUGUACCACACUUUGGAGUCCUCCUAUCAGAAGGCCCUGCAGUCCCACUUGAAGAACUCGGACAGCAUCGUGUCUCUGCCUCAGUCAGACCGAUCCUCUUCCAGCUCUCAAGAGAGUCUCAACCGGCCACUUUCUGCCAAAAGAAGUCCCACUGGCAGCACCGCAUCCAGAGGCUCUACAGUUAGUACCAAGUCUAUGUCGACGACAGGGUCUCUCCAGCGAUCUCGAAGUGAUAUUGAUGUGAACGCAGCAGCCAGUGCCAAAUCCAAAGUCUCCUCAUCCUCAGGUUCCACCGCCUUCAGCUCUGCAGCAGCGUUGCCUCCAGGAUCCUAUGCGUCAUUAGACGGUACUGCCACUAAAGCGGAGGGUCGGAUCCGCACCAGACGGCAGAGCUCCGGGAGCACCACCAAUGUUGCCUCCACAUCCUCCGACAGUCGGGGCCGCAGUCGAGCCAAAGUGGUUUCACAGUCUCAGCGAUCCAGAUCUGCUAACCCUGCUGGUGCUGGCAGCCGGUCAAGUUCCCCCGGGAAGCUUUUGGGAAGUGGUUAUGGUGGACUCGCUGGGGGCUCCUCAAGAGGCCCACCUGUAACACCAUCUUCAGAGAAGAGAAGCAAGAUCCCCAGGAGUCAGGGAUGCAGCCGAGAAACAAGCCCUAACCGGAUUGGAUUAGCACGGAGCAGCCGUAUCCCCCGACCCAGCAUGAGUCAGGGGUGCAGCCGCGAUACCAGCCGUGAGAGCAGCCGAGAUACAAGCCCUGCUCGGGGCUUCACACCACUCGCCUCUCGACGUCAUUCCAGGUCCACUAGUGCUCUCUCCACUGCUGAAUCUGUUGGGCAGUCAGAUCGGUUUGGGCUGGGCCAGUCAGGACGGAUCCCUGGUUCUGUGAGCGCCAUGCGAGUCUUGAGUACCAGCACAGACCUGGAAGCCGCUGUGGCCGACGCUCUGCUGUUAGGAGACGCCAGGAGCAAGAAGAAGCCUGUGAGGAGGAGGUACGAGCCCUACGGAAUGUACUCUGAUGAUGACGCCAACAGUGAUGCCUCUAGCGUGUGCUCUGAGCGCUCAUACGGCUCCAGGAACGGUGGCAUUCCCCAUUAUCUGCGGCAGACUGAAGAUGUAGCAGAGGUUCUCAACCACUGUGCCAGUUCCAACUGGUCAGAAAGGAAAGAGGGGCUUCUAGGCCUGCAGAACUUGCUGAAGAGCCAAAGAACACUGAGUCGAGUAGAAUUGAAGAGACUGUGUGAGAUUUUCACCCGAAUGUUUGCUGACCCUCACAGCAAGAGAGUUUUCAGUAUGUUUUUGGAGACCCUUGUGGAUUUUAUAAUCAUUCAUAAGGAUGACUUGCAAGACUGGCUCUUUGUCCUUCUCACACAACUACUUAAGAAAAUGGGAGCAGAUUUACUUGGAUCUGUGCAAGCGAAAGUUCAGAAGGCUCUAGAUGUCACCAGGGAUUCCUUUCCAUUUGAUCAACAAUUUAACAUUUUGAUGAGAUUUAUUGUGGAUCAGACUCAAACUCCAAACCUCAAGGUCAAAGUGGCGAUCCUGAAAUACAUCGAGUCUCUGGCCAGACAGAUGGACCCCACAGAUUUUGUAAAUUCCAGUGAAACAAGACUUGCUGUUUCUAGGAUCAUAACAUGGACUACAGAACCCAAGAGUUCAGAUGUGAGAAAGGCAGCACAGAUUGUGCUCAUCUCUCUGUUCGAACUGAACACUCCUGAAUUUACCAUGUUACUUGGUGCCUUGCCAAAAACAUUCCAGGACGGUGCCACCAAACUCCUGCAUAACCACCUUAAGAACUCCAGUAACGCUGGUGUGGGAUCUCCAAGCAAUACCAUUGGCCGGACACCUUCCCGACACCCCAGUAGCAGGACCAGCCCCUUGACCUCACCCACCAACUGUUCCCAUGGGGGACUAUCUCCAAGUCGGUUGUGGGGUUGGAGUGCCGACGGGCUAUCGAAGCCCCCACCUCCCUUUUCUCAGCCUAACUCCAUUCCCACCGCUCCCUCCCACAAGACUCUCAGGCGCUCUUACUCUCCCAGCAUGCUGGACUAUGACACGGAGAACCUGAACUCUGAGGAAAUCUACAGCUCUUUGCGUGGAGUUACAGAAGCCAUCGAGAAGUUCAGCUUCCGAAGCCAGGAGGAUCUAAAUGAGCCAAUCAAGCGAGAUGGCAAGAAGGAUUGUGAUAUCGUGUCCCGAGAUGGAGGAGCAGCCUCACCCGCCACCGAGGGCCGGGGAGGUAGUGAGGUAGAAGGAGGCAGGAUGGCUUUGGACAACAAGACCUCCCUGCUCAACACACAGCCUCCACGUGCCUUUCCGGGGCCAAGAGCACGGGAGUACAACCCGUAUCCCUACUCUGACACCAUCAACACCUAUGACAAGACGGCUCUGAAGGAAGCAGUGUUUGACGAUGACAUGGAGCAGCUCCGAGAUGUGCCCAUUGACCACUCGGACCUGGUGGCUGACUUGCUGAAAGAGCUGUCCAACCACAACGAGCGUGUGGAGGAGCGGAAGGGCGCACUCCUGGAGCUGCUUAAGAUCACCAGGGAGGACAGCCUGGGCGUGUGGGAGGAGCACUUCAAGACCAUCCUGCUGCUGCUGCUGGAAACUCUCGGAGACAAAGACCAUUCCAUUCGAGCUCUGGCACUGAGAGUUUUACGGGAGAUUCUGAGAAACCAGCCAGCAAGAUUCAAAAACUACGCAGAACUGACGAUCAUGAAGACUCUGGAAGCCCACAAAGACUCCCACAAGGAGGUGGUGAGAGCAGCUGAGGAAGCUGCGUCCACACUAGCCAGCUCAAUCCACCCGGAGCAGUGCAUCAAAGUGCUGUGUCCAAUCAUCCAGACAGCAGACUACCCCAUCAACCUGGCUGCCAUCAAGAUGCAGACAAAAGUGGUGGAGAGGAUUACCAAGGAGUCCUUGCUGCAGCUCCUUGUUGACAUCAUCCCCGGCCUGCUGCAGGGUUACGACAACACUGAGAGCAGUGUACGGAAAGCCAGCGUGUUUUGCUUAGUGGCAAUCUAUUCCGUAAUCGGAGAAGAUCUGAAACCUCACCUCGCACAGCUCACGGGGAGCAAGAUGAAGCUGCUGAACUUAUAUAUAAAGAGGGCCCAGACUACCAACAGCAACAGCAGCUCCUCUUCUGACGUGUCUACACACAGCUAGUGGCCGUGCCAGUCUGUGCAGAACACACAUUGGUGGUGCCUCUGAGACGCUCCAUCAGCUGCCUAGUCCACCCAAGGAGGCCACACAUAAUUUAUUACAAUCAGUAUUUUGGUCCCUUCCAGCUUUUGUGUAGAACUUUGCUGGUAUUGAAUGUAACGGAAGCAAGGCCUGUUAUGCAGUCUCCCUAGAAACAAGAGGACUGAGAAAUGAAGAGCCAUAUGUGCACGUGUCUUGCACCACCUGCUGACAUCACCAAACCAUGGCGGGCACAGCUCUUAGAGACCAGAGCUCUCUAGCCAGUGCUUGGUGCACAGACUUGGGUGGUUUGGGGUAUUGCUGUGUGUUCUUUAUGCUUAUGUUCUUAGAGUGUGGUCAGAUGGGACAAGACCCCUCCUGUUUUCAAUGACAUGGAGAAAGGUCGUGUGUGUGUUUAGGUUGUAUCUUAGAGACUCUGUCAAAGUGGAACUGCAGUCUGGGCAAGAAAAGGACAACAACCUGGAACUGGCCUCUCAACAAGCGUGAGGGGUUGGUUUCUUGUGCAGAGGGAGCCGACUUCCCUGCCUUGGGAAUAGAAUCAGUAAUGCCACCAGAGUUCUCACGGUUGCAUUAAAGAAAAGAUGGCUGUAAAGCACCAAAGUUGGAACCAGACUUGUUCAGUGCCCAGGGACGUGCUGGCCACACCUCUUGAAGCAAUUAUGGGAGACUCUGGCUAAAUAGAUUUUAAAUAAAAUCCCUAAGCCAAAUGACAGUUCUUUAUGCAAUCAUGCAAACUUUCCUAGGCUGGCCUUGGAUUUGGUAUCCUCCUGCCUCAGCCACUUAAGUGCUGGCAUUAUAGAUAUGGGCCACAUUCCCAGAAAAAGCCUGUUUGUAGCAUUAAUUUUUGCAAAGCAUGUGCUCUUCUAGUGCAGAGCCCACUGUAACUACCAGAGCUGAAAGCAGAGGUUGGGCCGGUGAGUUCUCCCUCCAGCACUCUGUUUCUCUGACCCUCCAAAUGACAGAGUCGGGCAUGGUGGCUCAUGCCUUUAAUCCCAGCACUCAACAGGCAGAGGCAGGCGGAUCUCUGUGAGUUCGAGGACAGCCAGGGCUACCUGGUAAGACCCUGUCUGGAAAAACAAUCAAAAUAAGAGAUAGGGAGGUUGGGAAAGACCCAUGGGAAGGAAAUAGACACUGAAAAUGAAGGUCCCUAAUGUGUGCAUGUGUGCGUGCGUGCGUGCAUGUGUGUAUGUGUGUGUGUGUGUGUGUGUGUGUGACAUCUAACUGUCCCACUCUGCUGUUCGGAGAACUCGGGUGCAUUUUAAGGGAUUUGCUAUUAUUGACUGACUUGGGCUCAGAACAUAGCAGGACCAGACCUUACUUUCAGUUAAAAAAACAAAAAAUCCUGUCUGUUAAGGGUUCAUUGAUGAGAAUCCUUCUCACCGUCCACUAGGAUCCCUCAGUGUUUUACCACCGCCUUUUAGACAGGUGCACCCAGGCCAGGUUACGUAGGUGAACUCCCUCCCAUGCCUGAUGCAGUUAGGAAGGCCCUGCUCUGGCAUUCUCUGCCCCACUGUAACUGGACAGUUCAGAACGUUGCCUAAGAUCCUCACAGCACACACAAAGGGCCAGCCCGGAGUGUCACGUGCCCUCCUCCAGUCUGAGUAGAGAGAACACAGUCAUUUCCCUCUCCUGGGCUCCACCUGAACACUGCUGCCUGAAGUGAGGAGACUCGCAUGCCGCCACCACCUCAUGGAGGGCAACUGCGCCUACUGCCGCUCUCUGAACCCUGACAGCUACAGCUGCCUUGCCUUGCCUCCACCUCCCCGAAGGACUCUGUUCAAAGCACCUAGACCCUGAAGGACUCUUCACAGCACCCAGAAUUGUGUUUGCCUCCCCAUCUAUCUGACUAUCCAGGGCCUUGAAACCCCCUACCCUGGGGAACCGCUCACCUGACUUCCUGCUUCCUGGCAAGCUGCUCCUUCCUCUGCUGGACAGGCGCUUUCCAGGUGCACUCAUGUGCUGUGCGGACCGGGUGCCCACAGAUGGCCUGGGCUAGCCUUAUCUAUGGCUCACAACUAGCUUUUCAACACCUGUGCAGGUAAUCAGCAGGUUUGUCUCCUACAUCUAUUGUUCCUUUCUCUGCCACCCUUAUGGAAACUCACACUUUAAAGGAAGGCAAAUUAGAACUUUAUAGACCCCCCAACCAGGACACUGCUAACAAUUCGGAAGAGAGAAGUGCUCUGAAAACAAUCAAGCACCAGGAGAGCUCACACGCAUGGUCCCUGCGCCCCCAGAUUGGGUGGUGUUUGUUUUGGGUUUUUUUGGGGCUUUUUCAUGUUACAUCCAUAUCUGUAUUUAUAUCUUAUUUGUUUCACCUCCAAGUGUAUCAUGGCAAAUGUACAGAUUUUUUUGUUGUUGUUGUUAAUAAUGUGCUAGGAUUUGCUAAAAAAGAAAAUUAAAAAAAAAAAAAAAAA